Patella vulgata (common limpet) is the source of this 3671-nucleotide messenger RNA. RefSeq lists its product as uncharacterized. The coding region runs from base 90 to 2675 and encodes 861 amino acids. The record is from RefSeq and is a predicted model, not a curated record. Gene Ontology annotation, biological process: intracellular protein transport; regulation of apoptotic process. Gene Ontology annotation, molecular function: protein binding. The transcript is spliced from 9 exons. Lineage: Eukaryota; Metazoa; Mollusca; Gastropoda; Patellidae.
AUUAUUGUUCCGUUUCCAAGAUGGACGACUGUAAACAAUCUUUCUAAGUCAGAUUCCCUUUGACCAGCUUUUAUUUUACUUGUGUCAGUAUGGCAUCAUCCGUGCGACGAAAUACUUACGUAGUAGGAGGGAUGAUGCCUGCUCCACUUUUACCAGUUACUAGUAAAGUUGAAAUGGAGACCAGUAGAACAGUAAGACAAAACUUAAUGAGACUGAAAGUGAAUCGGAUAGCUCUUGUGCAAGAACUCAAAGUUGAAAAUAUUUUGCCAAUAUUAAGACAAAAGGGUGUUUUGACAUCUGCAGAUAAGAAUGAAAUUAUGCAAGGAUCUACAAGCCAGGACAAGGCUAGAAUUUUAAUUGACAUUUUGCCGACUAAAAAGAAAGAAACAGACUGGUACAAACAUUUUCGAGAUGCUUUAUUGGGUCCAAAUGGUGGAACUGAGGUCAAAAAACGAUACCAUCUGCUUGUGGAGUUUUUAGACAACACCUUUAUACAACGACCAGCUUCCACGAAAGUUAAAAUAAGUGGGGUUGACAAUAAUGUGGAUUCCUUAGCGUUCAAAAAAUAUGAAUUACUUCCAGAAAUCUCUGACAGCUCAAAAAUUGUAGCAAAUGAUGAUGAUAAAUCGAGCAGUCAAAACUCAGAAUCAGAAAAGUCAAGGAGAAAUAAAUCACCAAAUGUUCUUGUUCUUAAUAGAUACAGUCAGUCUGAUGGUGAAGAAAAUAGUUUAACAGAAAAGGAAAUAAACGACAACACAUCUGAGAUUGGAAGUAAAGUUUCUGGUGGUGCCAAUAUUGAUAACAAUAACAAAGAGGCAAUGACAUUAGUGAAGGGAUACCUCCAUCAAUGGGUACCGAAUCCUGAAAAUUUUACAUCCCAAAUUAUAAUGCCAGAGGAAUUACUUUCGAAGUUAGAGAAGUCAUCUUCAUUUGAAGACAAAGAACAAUUAAAUCAUGAAAAGAAAAUUUUAGCAAAACUGCAGAAAGUUGAAAUGAUUACAGUUUUGAAAAAGCAAAACCAACUACCUGCUGGAUUUGAGCUCUGUAUGUGUGAAGCUAUGGUAGAAAUUCUCAUUGAGCCCCAGUUCUAUUAUUCAUAUGUUAAAUAUUCUAAGAGCAUUGAAUCCUUAGCAAGAGAUCUGAAUGAGUCCUAUUCUACUGUUUUGAAAACCAUUAAUUCUUCUCAGAAUAAAGAAGCAACAGACCAGGCCAUCAUACAUGGUUUCCAAUUAUGUGAUUUUUUCUUAGAACUGAGUUACUUUCAUGAAGCUGAGGAAGUCAUCAGCCUUCUGGCUGAUUUUCUAACCGCAGAUUCUAAUAUUGAUACUUGGAUGGCGAGAUAUAAAGCCUAUGUUAAACUCACUGAAGUUAGAAACAGAAAUUACAACUUUCAGGGAGCAGAACAAGCUUAUUUUUGGUCUGUUCAAAUGACAUGGCCAAUACAACUGAUGUCAUUUGGAAAAGAUUUGAUAGAAGAAGGGGAUCUGUUGGUUCAAAUGAGUCAUUAUCAAUUAGAACAGGGUUCUUUAACAUCUGGCUAUGGUUGGGCUAAGAGAGCAUUACAGGAGUUUUCACCAAACAAUCAUGUUGGAAUAGUGAAUGCUUUAUGUAAUGGUGUCAUAGCUUUUUGUAGUAAAUUACAAAUUAAGAAAGCAGGAGAAAUGGCAGUUCAAGCUGUCAUACAAGCCAAGUCAUAUUUUGGUAAAAGUCACCCAUUAUAUCUGAAAGCUUUAUUACAUAUGUGUCAUUUUACCAGUGAAUUUAUUCAAGAAGAUGUAACAUUACAGAUUGCUGAGCUGACUUUAGAUGUGGCAGUAAAAAUGUAUGGAUGUCAGUGUUUACAAGUAGCCUUUGCCCAUAGAGCUGUUUCCAAGGCUUUGAUGGUUUUACAUAAAUUUGAUUCUGAUGACUACUAUAACCAUUCUAUGGAAGCUGUUAGAAUUGUACGGGGUAUUUUUCCAACUCAGCAUCCUGUUCUCUAUGUUUUUCUUCAUACAUUUGCCUCAGCACUACAAUGGAAAGCUUUAAAUGGCCCAAAAGAGGUUCAUGAUUCAACUUUAAACUGGGCGGAAGUGGAAGCCAAACAGGCCUUGAUUAUCUCUAAAUCUUGUUAUGGAGAUAUUAGCCUUCGAACAGCUCAGAUAUAUUCCUUGUUAGGACAAAUCUACUCAAAAAUGACAAGCCAUCCUGAAAUAAAUCAUGAUUUACUCGAUGAAGCAGAAGUGAACUUGAAACAGUGUGUGAUUGAUAUGAAGUUAUGUCAGUCACCUACAAGCCAUUAUUAUCUGUUGUCUCUAGCAACAUUAGGAACAUUUUAUAAGAUAUUACACAGACCCCAAGAGGCUGUCAUUUUAUUAAAAGAAGCUGUGUCAAAUGUUGAAACUUAUGGGGUUUAUCAAAGAUGGAUACAUGUAUGUUACGAACAUCUAGCUGCCUGUUAUAAAUCUCUAGAUGAUCUCGAGUCCUAUCACCAUACACAGCAACAACUACAGAUAUGGCUUGAAAACAAUCCAAAUGAAACCGGAAUGAUCAAAAUUGGUGUUUUGGAUUCACUUACACAGCCAUACCACCAAUUCCUGGAAACCUUUGACCUUUGGGGAACAAAAAUGAAGAGAGUGAAACAUCAGUUGACAGAUGUUGUAACACAUAUAGAUUCAAAUAAUUCUAAGAUAUAAAAUUAAAUUCUAUUUUGAUGGUAGUUAGAAUUUGUCUUUUUUUUUUAUCUAGUCUAGAAUUUAUUAUCUUAUUAAUUUUUUCAUGUUAUCAAAAAUUUAGGAGUUACAAUCCCUCCAUUAUAAUUUUAAAUAUGUAUGGUUGUCUGUAUAUUAUGUAUAGUUUUUAUAUCAAAUCUCCCUAGAUUAAUCUGAACAGCAAAAUAUUUUGAUCGCUCGAUCCAUAAUAUUGAUAUCCAUAAUAAUUCACUCAUCUUCACUAUGAUACUGUUCUGUUAUUAUGGGAAUUGGCCAUUUUGAAUGUACAGCGCAAAACAGGAUGACAAUCAUAAGAAUACUGAAUCGAGUGUAUUAACUAACGUGUGGCCAGGUGGUAAUUGAAUGAAUCCAUCGACAAAAUAUAAGUCUUUACGAUUGAGGUACUGUUCGAUUGAUCUCGUCUGUAUGUCUUCAUCUCACAUUUUAUAGCUAACCUCAACCUUGUUAAAAUAAACAGCAUUAUCUAAGCAUGGUGCGACAGAAUAUGCUUACUUUUAUUAUUAUAUAAUAUACCUAUCAAAAACGUUUCUAAUUGAAUAUUUUAUUUUAUAUGAUCUUACAUUUCUAUCUUAAUUUGUUUUUAUUGUUUUAUAUAGUCUUAUGUUUUACAUUCUGUAGUAAUUAUCCAUAGCUAAUGUAAUGUUAAUGUAUUUAUUCCAUUAUCUCUUCAAGAUAUUCAUAAUUACCGAUAUUACUGGCCAACAAAAAAAGUCUGUACUGUAAAUGCUAGAGAUAUUCAGUCAAAACAAUCAACCAGAGGAAAGCUCUAAUAUGCAGAAACAAAUUAUUUUAUUAAUAUAUUAUUUAUAUAUGGUUUACAUGUUAUUGUUUGUUAAACACAUUGUUAUUUUUCUACUUGUAUUAUGAUUUAUUUGGUAGUUAUCUUAUAUUUAUUGGAAUACAUUGGUUUCAUUAGAUGUAUAUACUAUUAAACAGCAUUAAUGGUUUUUAAAUAUUCUA